AUGUCGGGUGAGAUGAUUAAUGAGAAAGAAAUAAACAUCUCAGUAGAUCCGAUAUCUAUGAAACAAGUAGUAGUCCAAAAUCCUACUGCGGGAGUACCUAAACCCAAAACCGUCAACAAGUCAUUGUCUCCGCUACCAAAAAAGAACAAGUUUCUUAGCGCUAGUCUACCGAAUUCUGCUUGUUCAUCCCCUCGUGGGCUUAUUCCAAAGACAAAAGGCAAAGGUCGUGAUCAAGCACUAGAAAAAGGUUCACCCAAUUCGCCUUCAUUGGAGUAUCAACACUCCGUGGCUCUCUCUCGUCUCUUUUGGCUUCGUGAGAAUCGUUUGCAAAGAAGUAAGUCUUGCGGCGAAGGGAGACCUUCCGUACAAUAUGAUGAGUUUGACCUCUGCCAGACUAUCAGCAAAACUAGCAGUAUUAGUGCUAGCGCUGAUAGUACACCCAGAGGUCAAACUACACCUGAGGGUGAGUAUAGAAGAUUCAUCCAACCAAAGAAACAGAACGAAGAAGAUUUUAAAUGUGGAACUUUGUGCUUGUUCUUGCCAGGGUUUGGCAAGGGCAAGCCGGUGAGAAGUAAAAGGGACGAACGAGAGGAAAUGGGUCACGUGAUCUCCCAUAGGGUGUCCCUUGAGAAAUUUGAAUGCGGAUCUUGGAGGUCAUCCGGGAUUCUGAAUGGAGGGAGUGAUUUUUCAUCCAACCUUUAUUUCGAUCUGCCAAUGGAGCUUAUACAAACAAGCGGAAAUGAUGCUAAUUUGCCCGUGAGUUCGGCUUUUUUGUUUGAUAAGGAUGUGAAAGGAGUUCUUAAGACGAAAGGAGGGGGAGAUCAAAGAAAGCCGACAAACGAUGGUCGUCAUGUACGCUUUUCAACAUCUUCACCUACAACAUCACCAUCUGCGUGCGCAAUGCGCAAGGCACGAGAUGACUUCAGUACAUACUUAGAAGCUCAAAAUGCUUAA
This is a messenger RNA of Erigeron canadensis, 954 nucleotides long. RefSeq lists its product as uncharacterized. Lineage: Eukaryota; Viridiplantae; Streptophyta; Magnoliopsida; Asterales; Asteraceae. The transcript has a single exon. The coding region runs from base 1 to 954 and encodes 317 amino acids. The record is from RefSeq and is a predicted model, not a curated record. Gene Ontology annotation, biological process: response to photooxidative stress; photosystem I assembly. Gene Ontology annotation, cellular component: chloroplast thylakoid membrane.